GGGAAAGGAAAGCAGCCUUUUGUCUCCUAGUUUCCAUCCGUCCAUCCGUUCCCAAUUCCAAUUUAACGAAGAGAGAGGGCGAGUCGCGAGAGGUAAACGACGACAGGUGCCGAGCCGGACUGCUGCUCUGCUUGGCGCUGAUAAUUCCGCCGGACGGACAGCCCCCUUUUAUCCAAUUCUUUGACAAUUCCACCGAUCGGAAGCCCAACGGUGAUAUAGAAGCUCUAAGGCAGAGAAGAUGGCAUCUUCUUCAGACGCGUGGAUGAAGGAGUAUAAUGAAGCGGCAAAGCUUGCGGAUGAUAUUACUGGGAUGAUAUCUUCUCUCCCUUCAUCUGGACCUGAAAGUCAACGUCAUGCUUCUGCUGCUCGCAGGAAGAUCACCAUAUUGGGUACCCGACUUGAUAGCUUACAGUCUCUUUUGACAAAGCUUCCCGGAAAGCAGCAAGUAUCAGAGAAAGAGAUGAACCGUCGCAGGGACAUGAUUGGGAACCUUAGGACGAAAGCCAACCAGAUGGCUUCCUCGUUGAACAUGACAAGCUUUGCCAACAGGGAUAGUUUGUUAGGCACUGAAAUUAAGCAAUCUGAUAUCAUGAGUCGAACAACUGGUUUGGACAACCAUGGCCUUGUAACUUUUCAGCGGCAAGUUAUGAGAGAGCAAGAUGAGGGCCUUGAGAAGUUGGAGGAGACGGUAAUCAGUACAAAACAUAUCGCCUUGGCAGUCAAUGAGGAACUGGAUCUUCACACCAGACUUAUUGAUGACUUGGAUGAGCAUGUGGAUGUGACAGACUCCCGCUUACGGCGAGUGCAGAAGCAAUUGGGAGUAUUGAACAAGCGAACCAAGGGUGGUUGCACCUGCCUGUGCAUGCUUAUGGCUGUAAUUGGGAUCGUAGCUCUGGUUGUGGUCAUAUAUAUGCUGAUCAAGUACUUAUGAUCCUGAGUGUCGUACCUGAAGCCCCUCAUUUCAGUUUAUCUGCCUUAAUUCUGCCUGCCUGCUGCUCUGCUCAUUCUGCAACAAGUCGCUCUUCCCUCCUCUUUUGCUUUACCUUUUCCCUGUCGCUUGUUUUGAGAACCAUUGUGUUUGGAGAUUUUCUGCUUCCGUUCCAUAUGGUGGUGCGAUGUUGAGGUGGCAGAAAUUGUAAUACGAAAAAUGUCGGGAACCAACUCUGUAAAUAAUCCCCCAACUGAUUUGGCCUGCGUGUCAUUCGUCUGUUUGAUCAACCAAAGCCGAAAAUUACACAUUUUAAUGUGAUGUAUGGUUGUGCACUGCCCUUCAUUAACAUUUUGCACUGCCCAUUGUCGACAUUGAGUAAUUGAUCACUGAUGUUCUGACUGUCAAGAAUAUGUCUUCCAAAUGCGCUUUUAUGAAACAACAAUGGUCGUCUCCUCUCAAAUGUCUUCCACUGCGAUUGAGUCUAGACAGUGGUAGACAAAGUCGUUAGGAUUAACA
Messenger RNA from Linum tenue, 1447 nucleotides. The record is from the annotation of a GenBank genome assembly. Lineage: Eukaryota; Viridiplantae; Streptophyta; Magnoliopsida; Malpighiales; Linaceae.